Messenger RNA from Mandrillus leucophaeus (drill), 3312 nucleotides. It is a transcript of the gene EGLN1, whose product is annotated as egl-9 family hypoxia-inducible factor 1. Gene Ontology annotation, molecular function: L-ascorbic acid binding; peptidyl-proline 4-dioxygenase activity; ferrous iron binding. Gene Ontology annotation, cellular component: nucleus; cytoplasm. The coding region runs from base 16 to 648 and encodes 210 amino acids. The transcript is spliced from 5 exons. The record is from RefSeq and is a predicted model, not a curated record. NCBI's taxonomy places the organism in Eukaryota, Metazoa, Chordata, Mammalia, Primates, Cercopithecidae. Gene Ontology annotation, biological process: peptidyl-proline hydroxylation to 4-hydroxy-L-proline; cellular response to hypoxia.
UACAUCGUGCCGUGCAUGAACAAGCACGGCAUCUGUGUGGUGGACGACUUCCUCGGCAAGGAGACCGGACAGCAGAUCGGCGACGAGGUGCGCGCCCUGCACGACACCGGGAAGUUCACGGACGGGCAGCUGGUCAGCCAGAAGAGCGACUCGUCCAAGGACAUCCGAGGCGAUAAGAUCACCUGGAUCGAGGGCAAGGAGCCCGGCUGCGAAACCAUUGGGCUGCUCAUGAGCAGCAUGGACGACCUGAUCCGCCACUGUAACGGGAAGCUGGGCAGCUACAAAAUCAAUGGCCGGACGAAAGCCAUGGUUGCUUGUUAUCCGGGCAAUGGAACGGGUUAUGUACGUCAUGUUGAUAAUCCAAAUGGAGAUGGAAGAUGUGUGACAUGUAUAUAUUAUCUUAAUAAAGACUGGGAUGCCAAGUUUGCUGACAUUGAACCCAAAUUUGAUAGACUGCUGUUUUUCUGGUCUGACCGUCGCAACCCUCAUGAAGUACAACCAGCAUAUGCUACAAGGUACGCAAUAACUGUUUGGUAUUUUGAUGCAGAUGAGAGAGCACGAGCUAAAGUAAAAUAUCUAACAGGUGAAAAAGGUGUGAGGGUUGAACUCAAUAAACCUUCAGAUUCAGUCGGUAAAGACGUCUUCUAGAGCCUUUGAUCCAGCAAUACCCCACUUCAUCUACAAUAAUUGUUGACGCUAUUUGUUAACUUGUGAAUAAGAAUAAAUGGGAUAAAGAAAAAUAGACAACCAGUUCGCAUUUUAAUAAGGAAACAGAAACAACUUUUUGUGUUGCAUCAAACAGAAGAUUUUGACUGCUGUGACUUUGUACUGCAUGAUCAACUUCGAAUCUGUGAUUGCUUACAGGAAGAAGAUAAGCUACUAAUUGAAAAUGGUUUUUACGUCUGGAUAUGAAAUAAGUGCCCUGUGUAGAAUUUUUUUCAUUCUUAUAUUUUGCCAGAUCUGUUAUCUAGCUGAGUUCAUUUCAUCUCUCCCUUUUUUAUAUCAAGUUUGAAUUUGGGAUAAUUUUUCUAUAUUAGGUACAAUUUAUCUAAACUGAAUUGAGAAAAAAUUACAGUAUUAUUCCUCAAAAUAACAUCAAUCUAUUUUUGUAAACAUCUUCAUACUAUUAAAUUUUGCCCUAAAAGACCUCUUAAUAAUGAUUGUUGCCAGUGACUGAUGAUUAAUUUUAUUUUACUUAAAAUAAGAAAAGGAGCACUUUAAUUACAACUGAAAAAUCAGAUUGUUUUGUAGUCCUUCCUAUCUUACACUAAUUUGAACUUUUCAAGAUUGCUGCUUUUUUUGACAUUGUCAGUAAUGAAACCUAAUUGUAAAACAGUUGCCAUUUACUACCAAUAACUUUUAGUUAAUGUUUUAUAAGGAAAAAGACACAAUAAGAAGAGUUUAAUUUUUUUUUUUCUUUGUUUGUUUUUUGAGACAGUCUUGCUCUGUUACCCAGGCUGGAGUGCAGUGGUGCAUUUUCGGCUCACUGCAAACUCCGCCUCCCAAGUUCAAGCAAUCCUCCCACCUCAGCCUCCCAACUAGCUGGGACUACAGGCACACACCACCAUGCCUGACUAAUUUUUGUAUUUUUAGUAGAGACGGGGUUUUGCCAUGUUGCCUAGGCUGGGGUUUAAGUUAAAUUUUUUUAAAAACUAAAGUGACUGGCACUAAGUGAACUUGAGAUUAUCCUCAACUUCAAGUUCCUAAGAUAAGGGCUUUCUUAAGCUUUCAGGUAUAUGUAUCCUGUAGAUGUAGACAAUAAUGUCCCAUUUCUAAGUCUUUUCCUUUUGAUUCUCCUUAAAUUGAUCGUACUUCCAAAUUUGCUGUUAUGUUUUUUUUCUAAUGCUGUGAUCUGUCUGAUCUGCAGACAAGAACCUCGUCUCUGUUGAAGAGCAUCAGGGGGAGAUUAUGUACACAUUGAAACCGAAGUGUGUUGUUACUGACUUAAUGUGCAGUAACUCCUCACAUAUCUGUUAAGGCAUUUCCCAGAUGUGAUGCCAGCCUUCUUACGUGUACUGAAAGAUGUUUAGCUUAGAAAAAACAAAACAGGUGCAAAAUCAGAUAAUUUUAUUUUGUUUCAUGGGUUUUAUUUACUUUUUAAACAACGAAGGAAUAUUAGAAAAUCACACAAGGCCUCCCAGACUUGUUAUGUAAAGAAUGAAUUGGGACGGAUGGCUUAGACUUCACUUUCCUAGGCUUUUUAGCAAAACCUAAAGGGUGGUAUCCAUAUUUUGCAUGAAUUAUGGGUGUAAGACCUUGCCCGCUUAGGUUUUCUAUCUCUGUCCUUGAUCUUCUUUGCCAAAAUGUGAGUAUACAGAAAUUUUCUGUAUAUUUCAACUGUUUUUAGCAUCUGUAUAGUUUGUAUUCAAUUAGAGACCUUUUCUAUGGGAAGCUCAGUAAUUUUUAUUAAAAGAUUGCCAUUGCUAUUCAUGUAAAACAUGAAAAAAAAAUUGGGUAGUGAAGCCAACAGUGUGGACUUAGGGUGAGAUUGAAUGUUCAGUAUAGUGACCUCACUUAGGAGAAUUUGCAGGAGAAAGUGAGAGUUUCUUGUUGUUUUUUCCUCGCCCAUAUUCAGUUUUGUUCUACUUCUUCCCCUUCCUUCCAGAUGAUAACAUCACUUCUCUACAGUAAGUGCCUCUGCCAGCCCAACCCGGGAGCGCAAGUUGUCUUUGCCAUCUGGUCUAUAGUACAGUGCGCGGCGUUAGGCCACAACUCAAAAGCAUUAUCUUUUUUAGGGUUAGUAGAAAUUGUUUUAUGUUGAUGGGAGGUUUGUUUGAUUAUCAAGAUGUACAGCCACAGCCUUUUAAUUUGGGAGCCCCUGUUGUCAUUCAAUGUGUACCUCUACAGUUGUAAAAAGUAUCAGAUUCUACUAUCUGUGGGUUGUGCUUGCCAGACAGGUCUUAAAUUGUAUAUUUUUUGGAAAAGUUUAUAUACUCUCUUGGAAAUCAUUGUGAAAAGAUCAAGAAAUCAGGUUGGCCAUUUCUUUAAUAUCCAUUCAUUUCAUGUUAGUGGGACUAUUAACUUGUCACCAAGCAGGACUCUAUUUCAAACAAAAUUUAAAACUGUUUGUGGCCUAUAUGUGUUUAAUCCUGGUUAAAGAUAAAGCUUCAUAAUGCUGUUUUUAUUCAACACAUUAACCAGCUGUAAAACACAGACCUUUAUCAAUAGUAGGCAAAGAUUUUCAGGAUUCAUAUACAGAUAGACUAUAAAGUCAUGUAAUUUGAAAAGCAGUGUUUCAUUAUGAAAGAGCUCUCAAGUUGCUUGUAAAGCUAAUCUAAUUAAAAAGAUGUAUAAAUGUUCUUGAAAACAUUA